Messenger RNA from Ostrea edulis (European flat oyster), 855 nucleotides. Its product is annotated as ankyrin repeat and SOCS box protein 1-like. The coding region runs from base 1 to 855 and encodes 284 amino acids. The transcript is spliced from 4 exons. Gene Ontology annotation, molecular function: protein binding. Gene Ontology annotation, biological process: intracellular signal transduction. The record is from RefSeq and is a predicted model, not a curated record. Lineage: Eukaryota; Metazoa; Mollusca; Bivalvia; Ostreida; Ostreidae.
AUGAACACUGACGUUUGUGCCACUCCGUCAAUCGUCCAGCUCGCUAAAGAUGGUGACACUGAGGGAGUCUGGAAACUCUUACAAAAAGAAGAAGAUGUGAAUGCAAGAAACUUUAUAGGACAAACAGCCUUACACAAGGCAGCGACAGCUGGAAAUGACGAUCUGGUUAGGGUGUUGAUUGGCGUAGGCGCAGAGGUAGAUUCCGCGGACAGGAAAUGUCAAACCCCGCUUUACAGCGCUGUAUUCAAUCUCCACACGAGCACAUCGUUCCUGUUAUUGGAGAAAGGCGCGAAUCCAGAGGGAAAUUCGAAACAUCUCAACACUCCGCUACAAAUAGCAAUAAUGCACAAGAAUGCUGCUAUACUAAAAAUUUUGCUGGAAUACGAGGCGAACACCGCUAUGACCUUCAGCAACGGUCGAGUCUGCGCAAUCGACUUCCUCUUGUCAACCACUAUAGACGGUCGGGUGUGUUUUGAUAUGAUGAAGUCGCUGUUACUUCAUGGAUGUGCCCUAGAUUAUAACCACGUGACCCUGCAGAGAAUGACAAUGUCCCCACUGUUUGCCUGUAUCUUUUACUUAAAGCCGGCGGCCAUAUUGGUCUUGUUGUACGAGUUUGGGUGUCAAAGAUGGGACUUUAAUUGGAGAGAUAAUCGCCUGUAUGAAAGGCGAGAGGAUAGGGAGUUUGUCGCAACAUAUGUCACUAAGAAGGCAGGUUCACCACGAAGCCUGUUGUCUACGUGUCGGGUUUACUUGUACCACGUCCUCCAAAGAAAACCCCUCCGUUAUCUAAAUCAUCUGGCCCUGCCUCGGACAUUGAAGGAGUAUCUGUUGUUCAGUGACCUACAAUAUUUCUGA